GUUCUGGCAACGAUGAUGCUCGCAUGUAAAUACUAGCGGUCGGAUAAGCUGCUCUUCAGAUUUUCUCUGAACACUGAUUAGUGCAAAACUCCUCCGCAGCAGGAUCAUCUGUUCUGGAAAAUGGAACCCUUCAGGGUAGAAUUCUCGGUGGCCGACGCAUCGAAGCACCAAGGCGACGUUGAGUGCAUCGCUUGCCACGGAGACAAGGUUUAUUCCGGUGGAGACGAUGGAGUUAUCAAAGUUUGGAAUCAAAAAGACCUGAGUUUUGUAAACGAAAUCAAAGCUCAUGAAAGCAUGGUGUACACCCUGACUGUAAUUGGCGACAACCUUUACUCUGCCAGCAACGACGGCGCAAUCAAAAUUUGGCGUUUGCCGUCCCUGGAGCCUGGACCUACCUUGCUUUCGCACUCGGAAGCAGUUCGGAAAAUAAAAGUUCUCCCUUCAGGCGAUUUCAUUUCUGGCGACGAGGCUGGAAUGAUGCAAAGUUGGAGCGGUGAGGCCAGCAAGCAGGCUUACGAGCCAAUCGGUGAAGAAAUCUGGGAUCUCGCUGUUGACUCUGAAGGUCUUGUGUACACGGCCAGGGACAGAGACAUCACAGCUUGGUUCCUCAAAGAAAACAGUUCAUUCACGCAAAGCAAAGCGACACUUCCUGGACGGGCGCCAAUUUGCAUUGUGAACGACAACCUGUACUACACGUCGAGAGAUGGAAUGACCAUUGAAAGCGUCGGGACGGCCAAGAAAAAAUUCGAGAAAGUUGCAGUGCUGAAGGGCCACGAUAAGAUUGUCAACUGCAUGACUCACUCGGACAAAUAUUUGUUCACCGCUGGCUGGGACAACCACGUCAGAGUUUGGGAUUUGCAGACACACAAAUGCUUCGCCAACGUCGACGCCGAGGGCUACCUCAACGCCCUGGCAGCAACACCCAACGCCGUAUUUGCCGGCGGCGCCAACGGUCUCCUCGUCAAAAUCACUCCAGUCAAAUGAAAAUAAAUAAUAAAAAACUUCACAUUUAUUAGAUUUAAGUUAGUGACUUUCGCUGCUUAAACUAAUAUUGCUCUUUUUCUUUUUAAAAAAGAUUAUAAGACGAUUAAUAUUUGGGAUAAAUAAGUGAAUAUUUAACUUAUUCCUAAUUAUUCAAUUGUAAAAAAACUAACAUACUAAUUUCUUUCUUUAAUGUUGAUUUUUAAAAUAAAUGACUGAAAUUAAUUAGUGUCAUUAG
Molecule: messenger RNA, 1219 nt
Organism: Neocloeon triangulifer
Lineage: Eukaryota; Metazoa; Arthropoda; Insecta; Ephemeroptera; Baetidae
Product: myosin heavy chain kinase B
Exons: 5
Coding region: 121-984 (287 amino acids)
Biological process (GO): ubiquitin recycling; proteasome-mediated ubiquitin-dependent protein catabolic process
Cellular component (GO): nucleus; cytoplasm
Molecular function (GO): ubiquitin binding
Source: RefSeq, a predicted model, not a curated record